CAGAAAAAAACGCGUGAAGUAAUAUUUUCUAGCUUAUGUUUCAGAAACCGGAAGAGGCGGGGUGUGUUUCCACACGAGCACAAUAGCGUGUAGCAAACAGAGGAAAACUUUGAUGAAACGAGCCGCCUGCUGGCUGAGCGGAAAUGUCGGAGUUAAGCGACGAGGCCAGCGAGUCGGAGCAGCUGGGGGCCAGCCUGUCCCUCUGGCUGGGGGACUCCCUGCUGCGACCCGAGGAGCUGGACCUCCCCCUGGACCUCCACACAGCCUGCUCCAUCGGCCAGUACGACGUGGUGGCUGAGUGCAUUAAAAAGCGUGAGGUGGACCUGGAUGGGAAGAACAUGGGAGGAUGGACCCCGCUCAUGUAUGCUGCUUACAUCGGCCAUGACAACAUCACCAACCUGCUGCUGGAGGCUGGAGUAAACGUGAAUGCAAGCACACCUAAAGGCCUCAGCCCUCUGAUGCUGGCAGCCAGCUGCGGCAACGAAAGCAUCGCCUACUUCCUGCUGCAGCAAGGCGCAGAUCUGGAGCUGAGGGACGCCAGAGGCUGGACGGCCCUGUUCCACUGCACCAGCACCGGCCACCAGCAGAUGGUGAAGUUCCUGCUCGACAACAACGCCGACGCCAACGUAAAGGAGCCUGGGUCGGGGUUCACCCCCCUGAUGGAGGCCGCGGCUUCCGGACACGAAAUCAUCGUUCAGUACCUGAUGGACCACAAAGUGAAGGUCAGCGAGCGUAACGCCAAGGGAGAGACGGCCCGGGCGCUCGCCGCCAUGUACGGCUACACCAAGAUCGUCGGCCUCAUCGACUCGCGGUCUCACCGAAUAAAACCAGGACACUUCGAAGACCUGAGCUCCUCGGAGGAUUCGGACAGCUCGCCGCCGAGGGCCCGGCCCGGCCGCAGCCGAGUCAAAGGCGUCAGCAUCCACGACGGGCCUCAGGCCAUCGCCAAGUUCCGCGUUGGAGGCGGGAGCAGAGCGGCCGAGCCUCCUGCCGCCGCCGCGCCGAGACGAACGCCGUCCCGCGACGCCGGAGAGCGGAGCGAGAUCUGCUGCCGGGACGUGACGUCGCCGAUCAACGAGCUGGACGUCCAGAGCCACAGCAGCAGAGACGACAGCCCGUUCUUUGAGAACGACAUGCCCACCAUGAGGAGCAGCAGCAGCAGCAGCGACGGCCCGCCUCCUGCCGUGGGACUCGGCUGGGAGGGAUCGGUGGAGAGCAACGAGGACUCGGACCAGAACCAGAGAGCAGCUGUCGCCGGCAGAACAAGGCUCCACCACGGGAAGGGAAAGGCGCGGCACGGCGAGGCGGCGCUCCCCCCGGCGGUCCUCCGGCUUCUUACGCCGGGCCAAAGCCCGUUUUCCCUGCAGGAUCUGGCAGAAUUCCUGGAGCAGAUCGGCUUCUCCAAGUACCUGCCGCUGCUGGAGGAGCAGGACAUCGACCUGCGGCUCUUCCUCACGCUGACGGAGAACGACCUGAAGGAGAUCGGGAUCACGCUGUUCGGACCCAAACGGAAGAUGACCUCGGCCAUCGCCAGGUGGCACAGCGGCGCGCCGCCGCCCAGCGACGCUCUGGAGCAGGCCUACGCCGACCAGCUGGAGGCCGAGAUGCAGGAGAUGGCCAUCCAGCUCCACAAGCGCUGCGAAGAAAUCGAGGUUCUGCAGAGCCAGGUGUCCCAAGAGAAGGAGCUGCGGACGGUGAUGGAGGGAUGCCUGAUGGAGGACAAGAUGGCCUGGAAGAAGGUCCAGUCGGAGCGUGAGAACCACAGGCUGGCGCAGGACAUCGGCGACCUGGCCAAGGAGCGGGUCUGCCGGGCCCAGCUGCUGUCCUGCUGCGUGGCGGAGGGGCGGGGGCGUGGAGGACAGGAAGGUUCUGGAGGUUGGAGGUGGGUGUUGAUGCCGCUGGUUUGA
This is a messenger RNA of Fundulus heteroclitus (mummichog), 1907 nucleotides long. RefSeq names its product ankyrin repeat and SAM domain-containing protein 3-like. Gene Ontology annotation, cellular component: cilium. The record is from RefSeq and is a predicted model, not a curated record. Gene Ontology annotation, molecular function: protein binding. NCBI's taxonomy places the organism in Eukaryota, Metazoa, Chordata, Actinopteri, Cyprinodontiformes, Fundulidae.